Molecule: messenger RNA, 504 nt
Organism: Erigeron canadensis
Lineage: Eukaryota; Viridiplantae; Streptophyta; Magnoliopsida; Asterales; Asteraceae
Product: calmodulin-binding receptor-like cytoplasmic kinase 3
Exons: 2
Coding region: 1-504 (167 amino acids)
Biological process (GO): protein autophosphorylation
Cellular component (GO): plasmodesma; plasma membrane
Molecular function (GO): transmembrane receptor protein tyrosine kinase activity; ATP binding
Source: RefSeq, a predicted model, not a curated record
AUGGAGGACGGACAAAGUGUACUAUACCUUAUAAAGAGUGGCAACAUUGGAUUGGACAAGAAUUGGAGGGCGAAGAUUGUUUCCUUUAUUGGUUGCUCGGUAUUACUGUCAAAGAAUGAAGAUGAUAACGAAGAUGCAAUUGGGAAAAUGGAAGCAGAAUUUGCGGAGACUCAUUUUAAGCUGACAAGAGCAUCAAAUAUCGACAGUUUUGGAACAGUUCUGCUUGAAGCCCUAUCUGGGAUGGUAGUCUCAGGCUCAAGAUUCUUAAAUAAAGGUGCCUUUCCGUCUUUUGCACCACUAAGCUUUCGAGAGGGAACAGAACUAAUGGAAAUAAUAGAUCCAAUAUUAAAAGGAGGACCCAACAAAGAAUCUUUGGAGAAAGUUUUUAAACUUACACACGAGUGCCGAGCGAAAACCCCAAAUCAACGCCCAACGAUUGAAGUGGUCAUCCAGGAGCUUCAGGAAGCUUUAUUCUUACAGGGUGUGAAGGAUGUUGACAUAUAA